Gracilinanus agilis (Agile Gracile Mouse Opossum) is the source of this 1950-nucleotide messenger RNA. It is a transcript of the gene SLC23A2, whose product is annotated as solute carrier family 23 member 2. Gene Ontology annotation, cellular component: membrane. The record is from RefSeq and is a predicted model, not a curated record. The coding region runs from base 1 to 1950 and encodes 649 amino acids. Gene Ontology annotation, biological process: transmembrane transport; L-ascorbic acid metabolic process. NCBI's taxonomy places the organism in Eukaryota, Metazoa, Chordata, Mammalia, Didelphimorphia, Didelphidae. The transcript is spliced from 15 exons. Gene Ontology annotation, molecular function: transmembrane transporter activity.
AUGGGUAUUGGCAAAAACACCACAUCAAAGUCAGUAGAAACUGGAAGCUCUACUGAGGGCAAAUAUGAAGAUGAAUCUAAGCAUCCUGCUUUCUUCACUCUUCCGGUGGUGAUAAAUGGAGGAGCCACAUCAAGUGGCGAACAGGACAAUGAGGACACUGAGUUAAUGGCAAUCUAUACCACAGAAAAUGGCAUAGCAGAAAAGAGUUCUCUUGCAGAGACAUUGGACAGUACUGGAAGUUUAGAUCCCCAGAGAACAGAUAUGAUUUAUACAAUAGAAGAUGUGCCUCCUUGGUAUCUUUGUAUAUUCUUAGGACUACAGCACUAUCUGACCUGUUUCAGUGGUACCAUAGCAGUGCCCUUCUUGCUGGCUGAUGCUAUGUGUGUUGGAUAUGACCAGGGGGCUACAAGUCAGCUUAUUGGGACCAUAUUCUUUUGUGUGGGAAUCACAACUUUGUUACAGACAACUUUUGGAUGCAGGCUACCUCUAUUUCAGGCCAGUGCUUUUGCAUUUUUGGCACCAGCUCGAGCUAUCUUGUCUCUGGAUAAAUGGAAAUGCAAUACUACAGAUCUUUCAGUUACCAAUGGAACAAUAGAUUUAUUGCAUACUGAACAUAUUUGGUAUCCAAGAAUACGAGAGAUCCAGGGUGCCAUUAUCAUGUCUUCAUUGAUAGAAGUUGUAAUUGGCUUCCUUGGCCUGCCAGGUGCUCUGCUAAAAUAUAUUGGACCUUUGACUAUUACACCAACAGUGGCUCUGAUUGGUCUCUCUGGUUUCCAGGCAGCAGGAGAAAGAGCAGGGAAACACUGGGGCAUAGCUAUGCUAACUAUUUUUCUAGUAUUGUUAUUUUCUCAAUAUGCCAGAAAUGUUAAAUUUCCUCUCCCUAUUUACAAAUCCAAAAAAGGAUGGACUGCCUACAAAUUACAGCUUUUCAAAAUGUUCCCAAUAAUCCUGGCUAUCUUGGUAUCCUGGUUACUGUGCUUCAUAUUCACUGUGACAGAUGUCUUUCCACCUGACAGCACAAAGUAUGGGUUCUAUGCUCGUACAGAUGCUAGACAAGGCGUGCUUUUUGUGGCACCUUGGUUUAAAGUUCCAUAUCCAUUUCAGUGGGGACUUCCAACUGUUUCAGCUGCAGGGGUUAUAGGAAUGCUCAGUGCCGUGGUUGCUAGUAUUAUAGAAUCCAUCGGUGAUUAUUAUGCCUGUGCAAGAUUAUCUUGUGCUCCACCACCUCCCAUUCAUGCAAUAAAUAGAGGAAUUUUCAUUGAGGGGUUAUCCUGUGUUCUUGAUGGUGUAUUUGGUACUGGAAAUGGCUCCACUUCAUCAAGUCCCAAUAUUGGAGUUUUAGGAAUAACUAAGGUUGGCAGUCGUCGUGUUAUUCAGUAUGGUGCAGCUUUAAUGCUCAUGCUUGGAAUGAUAGGGAAAUUCAGUGCACUGUUUGCGUCCCUGCCAGACCCUGUGCUUGGUGCCCUCUUUUGCACACUCUUUGGAAUGAUCACUGCUGUUGGAUUAUCGAAUCUUCAAUUCAUUGAUUUAAAUUCUUCCCGUAAUCUCUUUGUCCUCGGAUUUUCCAUUUUCUUUGGACUUGUUCUUCCAAGUUACCUCAAGCAGAAUCCACUAGUCACAGGGAUCACAGGAAUUGAUCAAGUGUUAAAUGUUCUUCUCACCACAGCAAUGUUUGUAGGUGGAUGUGUUGCUUUUGUUUUGGAUAAUACUAUCCCAGGUACUCCUGAAGAAAGAGGAAUACGGAAAUGGAAGAAAGGAGUCGGAAAAGGGAGUAAAUCACUUGAUGGCAUGGAAUCCUAUGAUUUGCCAUUUGGCAUGAACAUUAUCAAAAAAUUCCGAUGCUUUAGCUAUUUACCUAUCAGCCCAACCUUCAUGGGUUACACAUGGAAAGGUUUCAGGAAAAGCAGCAACUGCAGAAAUUCAGAUGAAGAUUCAGAGGCUACUGUAUAG